AAGGAACUAUGCCCUGGCUGCCAGUCUCAAUGUGGCCAUUCCGCUACCUAUUUUACCUUUACCGCCGUAUCCGUAUCUAUUUGCCGUUCGCUCUUUACUUACCUUGGCCAAGGGGGGUUUUGCCGCCCCCUUUUGCACCCGCGGCCGAUGUCCUACCUCCGGCCGCAUGCGGCACCCCGUUGCGAAGAUCAUGCCUGACCAUGGUACAAACCUACGGAACGGUCCCGGGCGCGAUGGGCUUCGGCACUCCGGCCCUCGGCUGGAAGCCGAUGAAGACACUCUGCCCACCGCCGAGGUUCAGCGCGAGGAUUGACUGGAAUACGCUUUUCCUCAUGUACGCCUGCAGGAACAGGUCGAUUGGGGCACGCAGCCCCUUGAUCCCCAUGCCGAGCUCAGGCACGCACGCGUCUGCAAAAAACUAUAUUGCCGGUGCCAAACUUCACUGCGGCUAG
This is a messenger RNA of Pyricularia grisea, 452 nucleotides long. RefSeq lists its product as uncharacterized. NCBI's taxonomy places the organism in Eukaryota, Fungi, Ascomycota, Sordariomycetes, Magnaporthales, Pyriculariaceae. The transcript is spliced from 3 exons. The record is from RefSeq and is a predicted model, not a curated record. Bases 9 to 452 code for a protein of 147 amino acids.